UAGAAUUCGUCGGAUGCGGCCCAUUCAUUUUCACGUUACGGAGUGUUGCGAUUGUAUACGACAAAUCUAUCAAAUGCACAGAGCAGCGAUGCGGGCUCCAGCGUGUUCUGUGGUCUGAAAAGGUAUGGACAGCACAGAAGGCACGUCAUCUGUUACGGACGAAGUACCGUCUAAACCAUCACCCUUUUCCGUGGCUUCGUUGUUGGCGGACACACAGCCCAGCAAGCCUCCGCGUGCAGCUCCAACCAGUUUUACCAUGGAAGGUAUACUUCGGGACACUGGCACCGAAACGUUGACUUUCGACCCUACCCAAGCAGGAUUAGUGCAUUUUACUUGGCCUCCUGCAGGAACGACGACCAUAAACUGUUCCACUCCUUGGUCGACAAUGCCUCAUCAUCAGAUAAUGCACAAGCCCGGUGAGAUGUCCAUGCUGCCCCCUGUCAAGUGUCAACUGAGGAGACAUAAAAGUAACAGGAAGCCUCGGACACCGUUCACAACGCAACAGUUGCUUGCAUUGGAGCGCAAAUUCCGUUGCAAGCAGUAUCUGUCAAUUGCCGAAAGAGCGGAGUUCUCCAGUUCACUAAAUCUUACGGAAACGCAAGUGAAGAUAUGGUUCCAAAACAGAAGAGCGAAAGAGAAACGACUCAAGGAGGCGGAAUUGGAGAAACUACGGAUGGCAGUGCGGCCACUAAUUCCAGGAGCCAUGAGCCUAUCCAGUUCCUUCGUGGCCCCCGUGAUCCCUUCCAUGGUCGGAACAAUACGAAGCUGUCCGAGGCUCAUGCACUCUGCUCCAUGCACGUCCGCUUUUACUGUUCCUCAGCAGCCUACCCUAAGAUAUCAGCACUCCACUUUGUAGACUAUCGCAUAUAGAUGGCGAUAUGUGCCUUUUUGAACGCCAUGGUGCUUCGUUUGUGAUACUGUACAUUAGCACUGCAUUGGAAACCACAAUGUACAGUGACACGUGUUGUUUUGUUUAUACUCGUCAUCUCAGUGCCGGAACUGCCAUGUUGAUCCGCACGUUCGUCUUCCGCACGGUAAAGCAAACAUUGUGUUCAUUUUGGCUGUGAUGACAUUUUUGACGGGCAAUACGCAAAGCUCCAGCUGGCUGUAGAAAACUAACGUAUGCCAACGUUGUUUACAAUUCUAUGUGAAUCUGCUCAGAGUCAUUCUUAGUCAGUGGGUCGUGAUGGAGUCUUUUUUUCUUCUUCUUCUUCUUCUUUCUUCAUGUAGUUCAUCGCACAGAAAUUGUCUUCCUGUCUACUACUGAGCUUGAUUCAGAACGCCGCCGAUAAAAUCCCUGCCGUUGGUGCCUUUCUUCUUUUUCAAGGCGACAGAAAGUCUGUUACUCGGUGGCAUUUGUGUGGACUUUAUAAACCUUACAUUGACUUUUUUUUUUUUUUAUGAGUCACUUCAGAUGUUGCUUAUACCGGGAAUGAAGAGUCAGAAAAGGCAAUAAGCCCAAAAACGCCUUUGAUCACUCGGGUGCCUUAGUGCUUCUAUGUUCUCAACUACUUCUCGCCUAAAACUUUUUUGUAAAUAAAACAAA
This is a messenger RNA of Ornithodoros turicata, 1546 nucleotides long. Its product is annotated as homeobox protein MSX-2-like. Gene Ontology annotation, biological process: embryonic morphogenesis; regulation of transcription by RNA polymerase II. The transcript has 3 exons. The coding region runs from base 125 to 856 and encodes 243 amino acids. Lineage: Eukaryota; Metazoa; Arthropoda; Arachnida; Ixodida; Argasidae. The record is from RefSeq and is a predicted model, not a curated record. Gene Ontology annotation, molecular function: RNA polymerase II transcription regulatory region sequence-specific DNA binding; DNA-binding transcription factor activity, RNA polymerase II-specific. Gene Ontology annotation, cellular component: nucleus.